Pristis pectinata (smalltooth sawfish) is the source of this 8122-nucleotide messenger RNA. RefSeq names its product DNA-binding protein RFX2-like. NCBI's taxonomy places the organism in Eukaryota, Metazoa, Chordata, Chondrichthyes, Rhinopristiformes, Pristidae. The transcript has 18 exons. Gene Ontology annotation, biological process: regulation of transcription by RNA polymerase II. Gene Ontology annotation, molecular function: DNA-binding transcription factor activity, RNA polymerase II-specific; RNA polymerase II cis-regulatory region sequence-specific DNA binding. Gene Ontology annotation, cellular component: nucleus. The record is from RefSeq and is a predicted model, not a curated record. Bases 618 to 2912 code for a protein of 764 amino acids.
AGGCUUGGUAGCUCUUUUCUGACCAGUACGGGUACAGUGGGUUGAAUGUCCUUCUUUGCAGCUCCAGUUUUGCCCAGCACUAGAUAUUGUAAACCAUUGUUAUGAAAAAGUUUAGGAGGAUGGCCAUGGGAUUGUUUCUGUUCUCUGCAUUAGUGAUAAUUAGUAGUCUUGAAAAUUCUUGUCGAGAUGACCAAAUUGUUUGUUCGGUGAAAGGCUAUGUGCUACAUAUCAGCCCCUUAAUUUCUCCCAUGGUUAAUUCAGAAAUAAGAUUCCCUAUUUGCAUCUUUAAGUGUGAAAUGAGGAAGUGAUCUAAAGAAAUUCUGAGGUAAUUUCUGGACUGUUUGUGCAGCUUGACAUCUGUUUGGCUUUCUGCGUCUUCAUGCCUCAGCCAUGCUUGGUCAGAUAUUGAUUGUUUAAGUUGCUUUGUUUUUGCUCCAUAAAUCUUCAUACAGCAUUCUUAUGGUGAAAACUUUAGUGUAAAGUUAAUGGAGAUGCCUGGACACUCUCAAGUGAAGGCCAAGGAUCCAGAGUUUUGUGAGAAGGCAUGCCAUAUCGUGGUGAAAGAGAAAACGAGAUCGCUUCAUAAUUUGUGCAACAACUGGAAUAAAUAAACGAGCAUGCAGAGUACAGAGGGUGCGUCGGACUCGGCAUCAACUGUGACCCUGCGGACAUCCGCUGCUGCUGCUCCAUCUGUGCAGCCUGCAGUGGUACAGCAAGUGCCAGCACCACAACAGCGGCUGGUGGUCCAGGCAACAGGCUCUGCUCAGAAAGGAGGCCAGGUACAGCAGCUUCAGGUUCAGAGAGUACAGCAGGUCCAACAGGUGCAGUCUGUUCAACAUGUUUAUCCAUCACAAGUUCAGUAUGUGGAAGGAGGGGAUGCAGUCUAUGCAAAUGGGACCAUACGUGCAGCAUACUCAUACCCAGAAACCCAACUCUAUGCACAGAAUCCUGGAGCCUCGUACUUUGAGUCACCAGGAAGUGCUGUUCAAGUGACCACGGUCGUAUCCUCGCCCACUGUGGUGCCAUCUCAUAAUAUGGUGGGAACCGUCGGCAUUGCAAUGGAGGUGGGAGGAAGUCAGAUCAUCUCAAGCAGUGGUGGAACAUAUCUAAUCCACGGAGGUUCGAUGGACAACUCCAGGCAUCCACUGUCUCAUGCUACUCGCCCGUCACCUGGAACUAUUGAAAUGGCAAUUGAAAACCUCCAGAAAUCUGAAGGGAUCACAGCUCAUAAAAGCACUCUGCUGAACAGCCAUCUUCAGUGGCUUCUCGAUAAUUAUGAGACUGCUGAAGGAGUUAGUCUCCCACGGAGCUCCCUCUACAACCAUUACCUGCGCCAUUGCCAAGAACAGAAGCUUGAUCCUGUCAAUGCAGCUUCCUUUGGCAAACUAAUUCGUUCCGUCUUCAUGGGGCUGAGGACCAGAAGACUGGGAACAAGGGGAAAUUCCAAGUAUCACUACUACGGGAUACGUCUAAAGCCAGAUUCGCCUUUAAACCGUUUACAGGAGGACAUGCAGUACAUGGCGAUGCGACAGCAACCAGUACAUCAGAAGCAAAGGUUUAAACCUAUGCAAAAAUUGGAUGGUGUGGGAGACAAUAUGCCUGGAAAUGGACAGCAUGCAACUCCAGCCACCCCAGAGCAAUCUGUGGCUGCACAGAGCCAACAUCACCAGCAAUUUCUGGAUAUGUCUCGUGCACUGCCAGAGUUCAUUGAUGCAGAGAUUGGUGACUCUCCAUUGCCAGAGAAUAUCACACUGAAUGAAGUGAAGACAUUGCAGCUUUUGUACAGGGAGCAUUGUGAGGCAAUGCUGGAUGUUGUAAUAAACCUUCAGUUUCACUAUAUUGAAAAACUUUGGCAAACAUUUUGGCAUUCAUCUCCCUCGCCAAAUGAUGGUGCUUCUGUCACCUCAGUCAGCGAGGAGGAGAGUGAGGCUGUUUUCCCCAAAGAUAAACUCAUCAGUCUCUGUAAGUUCGAGCCCAUCAUUAAGUGGAUGCGAAAUUGCGAUCAUGUGCUGUACCAGGCGCUGGUGGAAAUUCUCAUUCCUGAUGUUCUGCGGCCUGUCCCUAGUGCUUUGACCCAAGCUAUUCGGAAUUUUGCCAAAAGUUUGGAGGGAUGGCUGAUGAGUGCAAUGAGUGGUUUCCCUCAGCAGAUGGUUCGGACAAAGGUGGGAGUAGUUAGUGCCUUUGCCCAGACAUUGCGCAGGUACACGUCCCUGAACCACCUUGCACAAGCUGCCAGAGCAGUCCUACAAAACACAUCGCAGAUCAACCAGAUGCUCAGUGACCUCAACCGUGUUGACUUUGCCAAUGUACAGGAGCAAGCGUCAUGGGUGUGUCAGUGUGAGGAGGGGAUGGUGCAGCGACUGGAACAGGAUUUUAAGCUGACUCUACAGCAGCAGAGCUCCCUGGAUGAAUGGGCGUCUUGGCUUGACAACGUCGUGAAUCAGGUCCUGAAGCCCCAUGAGGGCAGUCCUGGAUUUCCCAAGGCUGCCCGGCAGUUCCUGCUAAAGUGGUCCUUCUACAGUUCCAUGGUUAUACGUGACCUGACCUUGCGUAGUGCAGCCAGCUUUGGCUCCUUCCAUCUGAUCCGGCUGCUGUACGAUGAGUACAUGUUUUACCUCGUGGAGCAUCGUGUGGCGCUGGCAACAGGCGAGACUCCUAUAGCUGUGAUGGGUGAGUUUGGUGAUCUGAGCUCCAUGUCCCCUCUACAAAUGGAGAAAGGUAAGAGCUUUCUCAACAUGGACUGCCUUGGGCGUCUCCAAGCUUCAGAUGAUGGGAGUGGGCUGGAGAGCGAGGUGGAUGCGGAUCUGAGAGGAGUGAGUGAGCCUCCUGUCAAGCGAGAGCGUGUGGACCUCAACCAUUCCCUUCAGGAGCUGGAUGUCUCCACUCACCAGGAGCUAAUGAAUUCAAUAUAAUCAGACUGAAAAGGUCGAAACCUCCAGGGUAACGCCCACUUCGCCCAGUGUCUGGGUCAGAAGGUUAGCCCAUUCUCCAGCUUCUGGCUGAGGUCGACUUAAGAUCACAGAAACUAAUUGCAGAAGGUGCACAUGUUAGGCCAGUGCUUAAACUCUCCAGCCCUCAAUGGGCAGGUGCAGCGGUAGUCGCCAAUGUGUCUUUGAUGCAUUGUCAGGUCAGUGGUGACCCAGCAGGAAGAAGAGCAUGGGCCGGAGGAGGCCAUGUCCACUGGAAUUAAAUAGCUGUAGCUGCUUAGUACACAGAGUUCAAGCUAACUAUUUUGCAAUAACUGUUUAAAUGGUUUAGGGUACUGGUUUAUAGUGCUGCUUUACUCAUUAUGUAUAAACUCAUUAUUGCAGAACCACUGGGAUUAAAUGUGUCACUGGUGUUCAACAUGUAUCUUCAAGAUAAAGGCAGCUGGGAUUUUAACUGGCUACUAAUUGGAGAAUGGCAGGAAAUUACUUCAACGUUCUAUUUUUGCAAAUGGAAGAAAACUUUUUAAUUUUGUAAUUGCUUUUGUAACUCUCACACCCACCUCACACGCAGGAGGCUGGCUGAACCAUUCCAGUCUCCCUGGGGAUGUGCUCUGUGGGUUUCAAUGCCUAUCGUUAAAAGGUUUCAUUUAACUCUUCACGAGCUGGGAGCUGUGGUGGUUGGGCAGAGUGAGGAGAGCUGGGACAGGCCAGAAGGUGUGUGGGUGGAGCAUAGUGAGAGGAGAGUGAAAUCACUUCACCUCCUUCAGCUGGUAGACCAACUCAAUGGAAUCAUGGGCUUGUCCAUAAUACAGCCAUCACUGCUCAGCAAUGAGUGUUGAGGAUCAGUUGGAUGAACCUUGUAGCCGUGACCAAUCCUGCCAACUUUGGACCGGUUCUAUGGGACUUGCUGGAAGCCUGCUUGGCUAAACAUUCCUCAACAUGCUGUUACUUACUGAGUGAGUGAUAAUUGCCUUAUUAGAUCAUUAUUUUACCCAUUUAAAAAUGAACCUAGCUGCCCAACAGUUAGCUAGAGAUGAGAUAAUGUGUCCCAUUAGUGGGGUAUGUUGUACAUCAGGGAACCCAGUACAUGCAUUUCACUGUGCCUUAGGGAGAUUACUGGGAUAAUGGAUGAAAUGUGCCUGCACUGGUCAGAGACCCAGACACUGUGAACUAACUUUUAAAAUCUGUCAUUUAUACCUAUUUUUGCUACUGAUGGUUCAGUGACAUCAAACAUUUUACUUACAAUUGCAAUUACUAAAUAUACAAAUUAACCUCAGUAAAAUACCUUGUUUACUUUCCCCUCCAGUUUUAGGUCUCAUAAGCAGUUUUUUAAAAAUGUUACACUACUUUCUAAUAGAAAGAAAGUUACAUUUGAAACCAGAGCAUGUUCUGGUUCUGCAGCCUUAUUUGUUCUUAAGCAGGGAACUUCUGUUGUGAUUUCUGGACACCAGCAAGUCUGUGAUGCAAGAGAACUGACGGGUGUGUGGGUUUUCCUGGAACUUUGUGCCAAGUUCACCCCUCCUCAUCUGGUCUAUCGAACUGAUUGAAUCAAUUCCACAAAACUGAAGUGUCACCUGAUUUACAAACAGCACAGCCCUGGAACAUGUGAACAAACAAGUUUUGCAGUCAAGCAAUAAGGUUUAUGGGUUCCUGUCUUUUCCUUGUCCCCAUUUUCUGAGCAAUUUUACUUUUGACUGGGGGUAAGUUCAGUGGUCCAUCUGCCUCCGGUUGGGGGGCUCUCACAUGGUACAAGUGUGACAAGCAGUCCCCAGAGCUGGAACUGCACAUCCUACACAUACAUCCCCUUGGAGCGAAGGCUGCCGGGUUUACCUUGUUGCACACAUGCACUCUGGCUUCACUAUAAUUGUAAACGUUCAGUGUCUUCAGGCAUUACCCUCUCCACCUUCUCACCGGUGGGUUUUAGGGAAGCAGCUCUCUCGAGCUAUUCUCUGCAGACAGCAGGAGAGGUGUUGGUGCACCGGACAUCAGUGUCCUCACACUGAAAUCAUGACAUCUUGCAGAAAAUCUGAUUCACUUUAUUGCUUUGAAAUGACUGGUUUGUGUAACAGGCAGAUCUUCACAGUUCAUUUUGAAGCUUGUCGGUCUGCUGAUUGUACGUUGGUGCCGUUGACAGAGCUGGUUACUGUCACUGACUAGCAAGGUUGCCAGGUGCACCAGGGAACUUAAACCAGAAUCAUGAAGCCCCAUCUUCACAAAAUUCUUUACUGUCAUCUACCAUCAGCCAUUCACAUACCUGCUCUAAACUUUGUCAUGAGGUUUAAACAAGUGAGCUGGGAAGCUUAGGAAUUCCAUUUCUGAAGCUCAUUUAGGUGACUUAUUCAUUGGGUUAAAUGCAAUUAAUAAGCCUUUUUCUAAGUAAUUAAAAUCAGACACAACAACAUAGCAAAACCUUAAAGACUCUGAAUGUCAGUGGUGGAGGACAACUGAAUGAAUAUAUUUAGGUGAGUAGUUAACAGAAUGAUCAAGACUAUGGAGGGUUAGGGUUUGAACAUGUGCACUGUAGAGGCUUAAUUUUCUUGAACUGAUUUCAUGUGAACUUUUAGCCCAGCGGUUUUAUUGGAUAAAAAAGUGAUCUUCAAAUGUUCGGUGUUUCUCAUUGAUUCUGUAUCACUGAAGCUUUUCAUGUUAUUUUCUAAGGAAAUUAUCUCUUCAGUUUUUUUUUAAUGACUGGAAAAUAUCCUGUUGUAAAUGUUUUCAGGUGUAUUAUCUUAUUGUGUAACAUCCAAAUCCUCCCACAAUAGGAACAAUUUCUCAACAUUUUUUAACUUGCCUUUGCUGAUGAAAAUAAUUCUUAGUGCUGUGAUGUUUUACUCUGUGUAGUACACAGUUUUGCGAUGGAACAAAAAUUAUCCAAACCAGUUGGCAGAGGGGUUAACGUGUGUAAUCAGUGUGCAGACAGUGAAAAGUAUGCAGUACCACUUAAUGUUUAAAACGUACUUCACACAGCACGUUGGUGUUGUGCAAUGAUCUUUGUGGUUCUGGCUGGGAGUUAGGGAUUGAAAGUCUCAGUCCGUCUGGCCUACUCCACCAUCAGUUAGGUAACACUGACUGUAUCUGAACUCCAUUUACCCACUUUGAUUCCUUAUCUCCAAAUAUCUCACCCAACAAACAUCUGUUGCUCUGAUGCUGUAGUAAAUACCCAGCCAAGAUGACAACAGCCACCUCUAUAUGUAAUGGUACCCUAGUGUCUGUAUGGACCAGGUCUACCUACACACUGUCCAUCUGCCUGGGGCUCACAGGGUAGCUCGACAAUGGCUUCAGUGUGACGUAGUGAUGCAUUUGGACUCUGAAUUGCUGAGCCAGAACUAAUGUGGACAUGACUCAGUAACUUCCUAGAGCAUGGAGUUGGCCACACUGUAGAAGGACCCCUGAACGGGAGCUAGAGCUUAAAUGAAGGAAGCUGUUGGCAAUCAGCUGUGGUCCAAAGGUUCAUUCCCUGUGUUCAAUCACCUGCUCAGGCACAGAGCAAACAGCCCUCUCCCACUGCAAGUGUCCACUGCACCUGGGCCGCUGCUGUUGGAGAGCCAGAAUCUGUAACUAUCACCCUGGGGUAUCCGGACUGUCGGCAGGAAAAGGCUGUUUCAGUGCUGCAAAGAAAUCCAUUGUAAACUCCAGUAAGUGACAGGCACCCUCCGUGGGUAGUAACUGGUACACAGCCAUAGCAGCAAUGGCCACUGGCAGUGCCCACUGGGACCUCAAGUGAGAGUUAAACGUUGUCACAGGCUGACUGCUUCUUCGGGGACAGUAAUAGGACCCAGCUUCAACACCCUUGUCAUUGGUGACACAGCUGUGUGUCACUUUUGAUUUAAAAGUAACUUGUUUUUCAAUAUCUAAGCUCAAGAAAAGUGGCUGAAAUUGAGAAAAUUUCUAACAUAUGAAUAAAGGGUGGGAACAGAAAGAUUUGUGUUUCACUAUAACUUCCCACUAUAGCCGUGUGCACACUGUAACCCACCCCUACAGCCGUGUGCACACUGUAACCCACCCCUACAGCCGUGUGCACACUGUAACCCACCCCUACAGCCGUGUGCACGCUGUAACUCGGCCUUACAGCCGUGUGCACACUGUAACCCACCCCUACAGCCGUGUGCACACUGUAACCCACCCCUACAGCCGUGUGCACGCUGUAACUCGGCCUUACAGCCGUGUGCACACUGUAACCCACCCCUACAGCCGUGUGCACGCUGUAACUCGGCCUUACAGCCGUGUGUACACUGUAACCCACCCCUACGUUAUGAGGACACUUGCUAGCACCAGUAACUUUUCCCAACGCAUUUCACCAUCUGCAGCAUACAGGCCUGUUGCUUCUUAAGCAAGCAACAAAGGCUGGAACCUUCGCGUGCCUCCUACAAUCUGCCUUGUGUAAUUUUAUCGCUAACGUUUGAAAAUGGAACUACUCAGCAGUGUGCGUGGUGAGAAACGGGGUCAGGUCAGUGACUUUACUAAAUCUAUUCUUCUGAUAUGGGGUUGUCCUGAAGUGAUUGUCUGCUUCUCUACCAUGCUGCCUGACCUGCUGAGUGUUUCCAGUGUAUUCCAAAAGUUGUGAUUUAUUUUACUUAAAACAGCUCAAUUUUAUUUUUCAUACCGAAACAUCAAUUGCACACAUGGAUAAUGCCCUCAGAUAAUCUUUGAUCAAUUUGCAAACUGUGUCAUUUGUUCUGAACCAGAAGCCUUACGCGGACAGUGUAAUUGUACCUCCCGUGGCUGCCCUGCCUCAGCAACAUUGCUGAAUUAUUGAGGCAGAAAGUCUGCAUAUGGUCAACUGAUCAUUGGGGUCUCUGAAUUUGUUUUUCUCCUCCAUUCUGCAUUGCGUCAGUGGAAUUGGGAUCAUUUGAAGAUGUAUAGAUUCUCUGCUCUUUACAUUAUCUAUUAUUGUUUAAUUUGUAAAACAAGAAAGUGAUCCCAAUUACCUGGUUUUACUUAGUCCAUCAGCUGUAGUUGAGCAUACCAAGUGACCUUGGUUAGUCUAACUUACAGGAUGGAAUUGUUUGGGUUAUCUGUAAUAUGUGUAUAAAUUGAUGUAAAAACUGAAAUUCGUUAACAUUUUGUGCAUUGUGAUUAUUGUCGGUUUAAAGCUUUCCUGAAGUUCCGUACAGACAGAAUCUGUAUCACCAUUCAGAAAAUAUCUCCUUCAAAGAUUUUGCUUUGAUUGUUCCCAUACGGCAUUCUUGAUCUUG